AUGGCGAGGUGGAGUCGUGCUGGUGCUAGGAAGACUCCCAACAGCAGCAGCAACAGCAGCAGCAGCAGCAGCAGCGGGAGAGCCAGCGUGCUCUCGCGCUUUCUGCGCAGCUCCACGCUGGAGCAGCAGCAGCAGCAACAGCAGCAGUUGCUGCCGCUGAGCCGCUCGGUGUCUUGCCUAGACGGAAGGUCGGAGGCGGAGCAGCAGCUGCGGCGGCAAGAGGAGCGGCUGCAGCAAGAAGAGCAGCAGCUGCAGCAGCAGCAGCAACUGCUGCGGCAGCUGCAGCAGCGGGCAGCAGACAGGCCCCUGGGGGCCCUCGUUGCUGCUCGCUCUCAAAUGCUGCAGCGGGAGCAGCAGCAGGAUGCUUCGUCGCGCCGCUGCUGCGGCCGCGAGGCCUUUUCUGCUGCGCCUGCGCUGCAGCAGCUGCAGCAGCUGCAGCAGCUGCAGCAGCAGCAGCAGCAGCAGCGGGAGUCCUCGUGCCCCUCAAAAAUGGGCAGCAGCAAAGUCAGAAAACGCAUGCACAGUCUUCCCCCACGGCUUACAGUGUGGGGCGCCUACACUGCUGCUGCGGAUGCCCCCCCCGCUGCAGCAGCAGCAGCAGCAGCAGUAGCAGCAGCAGCAGGAGCAGCGGGAACAGAGCGGCGGCGCAGCGCGCAGCAGCAGCAGCAGCAGCAGCAGCAUUUCGAGAAUGCGUAG
Molecule: messenger RNA, 696 nt
Organism: Eimeria tenella
Lineage: Eukaryota; Apicomplexa; Conoidasida; Eucoccidiorida; Eimeriidae
Exons: 2
Coding region: 1-696 (231 amino acids)
Source: RefSeq, a predicted model, not a curated record